Messenger RNA from Podarcis lilfordi (Lilford's wall lizard), 27793 nucleotides. Lineage: Eukaryota; Metazoa; Chordata; Lepidosauria; Squamata; Lacertidae. The record is from the annotation of a GenBank genome assembly.
GGAUCGGGUGGGCGGGUGCGGGAGAAAGGCAGGGAGGCGGGCCGGGCUUCUGCCAGCCUCGGAAUGGCCCUGGGUGCCAGUGCUUCAGCCGUGGGGCUGAGCGCUUAAAAGUUUCUGGGGGGGCGGGAAGGCCAGGGGGAGAGGUUUCCCCUGUCCCAGGCAGAUCUGGAUGGGGGGGCCCUUGUCACCAUGGAGGGGGUGCUGUACAAGUGGACCAACUAUCUGAGCGGUGAGUAGACCGGUCCUGCCCUGUCCUCUCCCCUCGCCAGGCUGGGACGGAGAGGCAGACAGCGCGUGUCUUUGUCUGUCAUGGGAAGGGAAGGGGGCAGCAUCGCACGCGCCCCAUCCUGACUCUCCCGGUGGGUCUCAGGCAUAGGAUCCAACUCCUAGGGUCCCUUCACCCCCACUCAAUAAAAUAUUUGAGGGGGCUGCCGCCAUAAUAAUAAUUUAUUAUUUAUACCCCGCCCAUCUGGCUGAGUUUCCCCAGCCACUCUGGGCAGCUUCCAAUCAAGUGUUAAAAACAAUACAGCAUUAAAUAUUAAAAACUUCCCUGAACAGGGCUGCCUUCAGAUGUCAAGAAGAUACCUGCUUAUUUCCUUCACAUCUGAAGGGAGGGUGUUCCACAGGGCGGGCGCCACUACCGAGAAGGCCCUCUGUCUGGUUCCCUGUAACCUCACUUCUCGCAAACGGGGGAACCGCCGGAAGGCCCUCGGCGCUGGAUCUCAUUUAAAAAGUUGAUGGGCAUUGUCAUUCAAAUGGUUCGCAUGUGCCAUGUCAUGUGAUCACGUCUUCUUAUCUGUGCCCCCCCCCCCAAUAUUCAAGUUGACACCCCUGGUCCCAAGCGCUGCAAUAGGCAGGCUCAACCACGAAGGUACCGCAUACAUCUUUAAGGUGCCUUGGGACUCUUGUGUCAUCCCUAAAGAGUUUCAGAGGCGCAGCAAGUGUAGGAUCUGCUUCCUUGCCCCCCCCCAAAAAAAAACCCAUCAAGCAGGGAGCGGCUGCAGGUUAAAGGGCACCAGAGUGCAUGAGAAGAGCAGCAGGCUCAGCCUCUGGCUACACCUCGGGUUAGACAUGGUCUGAGCUGGCAAGGUGAUGGGGAAGAGAACUUUGCUUGGGACAGCGAAUGCUGCCUCUCAGGAAGAAGGCAGCAGGGGACUAGAUGGAUGAAUAAGUCUGACUUGGGAUGGGUUCAGCAUCGUGUGUUUCUGCAAGUCUACAGCUGGCACCAGCGUAGCUCCUCUAUGUAUUUUGGAGGGUAAGAACAGAAAGUUAGAGGAAUUUAUUGAUAACGGAGUGAUAAAUAUGAUACAAACAUAUAUGUAUAUGUAGUUGAUGUUUGUCUUGUUUCUUUCACAUCUGUGUUCAGUGAGCUGCUGUUGUUGCCUUCGUCAAUUGACUGAAGUCUGAGUUUCCUGCACAAUAUAUGUGUGUGUCUUAAGAGUGUGCCUGUGCCCUGAUUGUGGUGCUCAAAGUGUUGUGAAGCAUAUCUUCUGUUUGAGAAGUUACCCUUUGGAAGAUCAAGUUGUAAUACAAAUCUGGGUGAGACUGCCAGGUAUAGGGUGGUAUAUAAAUUCAUUAAGUAAUAAUAAUAAUAAUAAUGAUAACAACAACAACAAUAGUUUUAAUUUAAACCAACUCAGGGGUGGGGAACCAUUUCCAACCAGUGAGCAGGAUCCUUACCUUCACCGUCCCCUGCACACCAUUUUGACAGGUGGGUAGGGCCAUCCACCUGCCAGUCACCUGACAACAUCUUAAUGUCACCAUUUCCUUUCCCUGAAUUAUUCCAGACCACAUGGGCAGAGGUUCAAUGAUGUGUAGGCACCCAAGGUCAACUGACUGGCAGUUCCUGCAAACCCCAUAUAUGAUGCCAAGUGAAGGACCAGUGGGCAUAGCUAAGAGAAAAUGGCUUUGUGGACUGAAUUAGGCACUUGAGCCAGAGAUUCCUCACUGCUGGAUUGGUCAUAUAGAAAAGACAUAUAGAAAAGGCAGCUGUGCCUAAGGAUUAACUAAGUAUCACACAGCAACUUGACUGAUGGACUCUGUCAGCUCACUCACAGAGUUGUUACCUGGGCUUUUACCUGCGGAUUAGCUUUUGUCCAGAAGAUUUCAUUGGGACUAAAUAGGCCUAACUCAAAUAGUGGUAAAUAGACUUUAAAAAAAAUAAAUGCUUCAGCCACUUAGCAGCACAAUGUUAUACAUGUCUACUCAGAAGUAAAUCUUACUGGGCGUAAAGGGAAAGUAUUAUAGGAUUGCAAAGACAGUAUUAUAGGAUUGCAGCUUUUUACCUGAAGAAUAUUCAAAUUUCAAACUGUUUCCUGUUUACAGAGCAAAAUCUCUAACUAAAUAUAACACUUAAUACAUAAAUAAUAAUAAAACAAAACCCACCAGGCAUGCUUAGCAGAUUUCAGCGCCUUCAUUCCCUCCUGCCCACUCUUAAAACCUAAAUAAUGUCAGAGAAGUGCCACGCUUUCAAAUAUUUACAAGAAUUGCGUCCUCUGCCCUACAAAUAUUUGCAGAGCAAACCAUGGCCGGGUGCAUGGAAUUAUUGGCCGGAGCUCACCGUGAAAGAAAUCAGAAAGUGUAACAGUUUCUGUCACUCUUUGUUGUAGAGCAACAAAACUACAAGGAUGAAUCAGAACGAAGUGUUGCAUAAGCACAGAAUGACACUUUGGUUUACAAAAGGUACAUUUAAAUGAAAUAGGUCAUCCUCAAUGCUGGGAAAAUAUAUUGAUCCCUUUUCACAAACUAGAAUCCAGAUGCCUGACUCGAGAGUGUGAAACGGCAUGCUUUAGCUUAAUGAGUUCAGAAUCUUGCUGCAGUAUUUAGCAUCUCAUCGAUAUCUGAUGACUUGGCGUUGUACAAGGGCGGUAGGAGUUCAGUGAUCGGACAAGGAAAUUUGUACGGAGAUCAAGAACUAGGGCGUGGGCAGGCAACAGAUCACAAAAGCGACUUCCUUCCUCCGUCGCUGACGUGCUUCACAAGUUUUCCUCUCCUGUUCCUGGGCUUUUAGCACAUUUAUCAUUCUUCGGUAGCCAUGAGAUGUAUGAAUUUGCUUUCCAGAACAAAACUGCCCUGUUCUGUUAAUUGAAUUCAGCUAUGCUGUCCAGCACGGCAACAAGCUCCUUUGGGGGGAGGUACAGAGCAACUGCCCGAUUCUAUCCAUGUUUUCCCCAGAAGUAAACUGCAGAAUUCAAUAGGACUCCUUCUCAAGUAAACAUACGCAGGGCUAUGCCAAGGAAAUGUCCACAAAUGAGUUGAGUUUAAGUAUUAAGAGGAUCAAAGCCCAUUUAGGUAGGCUGCAAUCUUUGCAGUAGAUUUUGUAGGAGUUGGUCGUAGUAGUUUAGGUGAGAUGUGCUUCUAAAUAAACAUUGCACAGAACUGCACUAUUACACUGGUUGGCCAGGAGCCAGUCAGUUACUUUAGGAGUGCUUAAGUCAUUGCCCUGCCCAUGUGGGAGGGAAUGGAUGAGUCUUCCUUGCUAGAGCUGAGACAGCUGACAAUCAGGUUCUUAUGUUUGUAGUUGAUGGGUGGGGAGAUAGGGCCGAACUAUGCCACAUAUCACCUCAUACCACAUGUCGUUUCUUCCAGUUUUACACUGUGAGUCAUGCUCUCUGUUGGUGUUUGUUGCUACGCCUUUAAAAAAACACCCUACCUGAUCUUAUGGUGAGGCUCCAUAUAGUUUAUGUUUUUGAUUUUUUAAAAAAAUCAGUGCAAUUAAACAAAACAAAAACUGAACAUAAGCCUACUGGAUCAGGCCAAUUGCCUAUCUAAUCUAGCAUCCUGUUCUCGUAGUGGCAAACGAGAUACGUAUGGAAAGCCUGAAAGCUGGAUCCGACCACAAGAGUACUUUCCCAACCAAUAACUCCCAACAACCAGAAUUCAGAAGUAGGACUGGGCGACAUAUAUCAUCCCAAUCCAGAUUGAAUUCCAUGUUGUGAUACCGAUUUCAUAAAUGUUGAUUUGGCAAUGUAUCGCAAAUCAUGAUGUGUGUUAGGACUGGGCGAUAUAUUGUCCCAAACCAGUUUGAAGUCCAUAUUGUGAUAUUCGUUUCGUAAUUUUUGACCUGGUGAUAUAUUGCGAAUCAUGAUGUGUGUGUGUGCUGUGCAAAAAUAACAAUGUGAGAAAAACCGUGAAGCCAAUGCCAAUGCCUCUACGUACAUCCAUCCUUAUUUCAGACAUUGCGAUAUAUCAAUACAUCAUGAUGUUAGGCUGGUGGUAUAUCACGAUGUUGAAAACCAGAUAUCACCCAGCCAUAUUCAGAAGCAUAUUGCCUCUGAACUUUGUAGGCAGAGGAUAGCCGUGGUAACUAGUAGCUAUUGAUAGCUUAAUCCUCCAGGAAUUGAUUUAAUCUUCUUUUGAAGCCAUCCAAGUUGGCGGCCAUCAGUAGCUCUUGUUGAAGAUGAUUCCCUUAUUUAACUAUUGGUUGAGUGCAAAAGUCCUUUUCCAACAUUCUGCUGCACCUGAUGUCUCCAUGUUCUGGUGUCAUGCAAGAGGGAGAAACCCAUUUUUCUAUCUGCUUUCACGACACUGUGAUGCAUCUCUACUGUGUUUCCUCUUACACACCUUUUUUCUAAACUAAGAAACCCCAGAUGUUGUCACCUUUCCUCAUAGAGUUGCUGUUCCAGCCCGUUGAUCAGUUUGGUGGCCCAUUUCUGAACUUUUUUCUGGUAUUCCAAUAUUCUUUUUGAGCUGAGGCCAUCAGAACCGGACAAAGUAUUCCCAGUGUGGUCACACCAUAGAUUUCUAUAAUGGCAUUAUUAUAUUGGCAGUUUUGUUUUCAGUUCCUUUCCUCACGAUUCCUAGAAUGGAAUUCAAAUUUUUCACACAGGGUCAACAUUUUCAUUGAGCUUUUUCCACUUUUUGCCAAGUUCUUGUUCCUGGUCAGUCCCCAUCAGCUUAGACCCCAUGAGUGUAUGUGUGAAAUUAGGAUGUUUUGUCCCAGUGUAUAUCACUUGCUGAUAUCGAAUUGCAUUUGCUAAUUUACUGCCCCUUUGCUAAGUUUGGAGAUAUUCUUUUGGAGUUCUUCAUGGUCUCUUUUGGUUUGGACAACCUUGAACAAUUUGGCUGACUCACUGCUCAGCCCUAAAUCAUUUAUGAACAAGUUAAAAAGCACAUGUCCCAAUUUCUGCAUACACAAUCUCAACAAGAAACAUUGUUCUCUCUCUGUAUGCAUGUUGAUAGUUGCAAGUGGCCGGAUAGUGGCCUAAUAGGUUUUGUUUUUUAAAAAUAACUUUUUAUUCAAAAUUAAAACAAAACAUAUUAUCCAGAAACAUAUCAUCCUUAUUUCCCCCCUCCAUUUUUCCUCCCUCCCCCCACAGAACCCACCCACCCCCACCCCCCGACUUCCCUCAGUUCCAGUCUUUGAUUUCUCUAAAAAUGCUAUUUUCUGUAUGUUACACAGUUGUAUAGCUCCUCAAACUAUUUAGCUGAUUAUUAUCAUUAAAAAGUUUGUGAAUGUUUAUUCAAAACCAGCCAAGGAGUCCAGUUCACUUUGUUGUGUCUUCAAAUACUUUGUAAAGGGUUCCCAUUCAUCUUUAAAGUCACAGUUAUCCUUGUCCCAUAGCUUGUAUGUCAGUUUUGCCAGUUCUGCAUAAUCCAUCAAUUUUUCUUGCCAUGAUUCUUUAGUUGGGGUUUCUUCAGUCUUCCAUCCUGCGCAGCCUUCCAUCCUGCGCUAAUAGAUUUGUGAGACAGUUAUCCUUCCAGAAGCCACGCUGGCUCUAUAUCAGUAAGAGUUGUUCUUCUAUAAGCUUGGGUCAUUUUAUCUUUAACAAUGCUUUCCAUCAGUUUUGCCAGAACCAGAUGUUAAACCAGGCAUAUGCAAACUCGGCCCUCCAGAUGUUUUGGGACUACAAUUCCCAUCAUCCCUGACCACUGGUCCUGUUAGCUAGGGAUGAUGGGAGUUGUAGUCCCAAAACGUCUGGAGGGCUGAGUUUGCCUAUGCCUGUGUUAAACUAACCAGCUUGUCAUUUCUAGAUUACCCCUGGAUUUCUUAUUAUGCUAAAAAUAGAACCCAAUUGUUGCCAGCAUUUUGAUUAACACUGAAAGCUUCCCUGCAGUAGGGUUCUUAAAAUUUAUGUCAAUAAAAGGGGUACAUUUUGUUAAUACAAAUUACGGAGAUUUCAAAAUAUUAUUUGGUCUUGAACAGGGCUUAUAAGACAAUAGCUAGGGCCUGUUUUUGAGCUGGAUUUUUAACCCUAAGUAAUUUUACUCAACACUUUUUCUUUUAAAUCCCCAUUUGUGAAAUCAUUUAGGAAUGUAUGCAACUUGCUGGCCUUUGCUGGAGAGCUAGCUCAGAUUAAAUGUGACGUAAUAGCAUAAUAUGGCUUUGGGAUUAACCCAGUUCGAAGCAAGUUUCCAUGUACUAACUCCAGAAAUUAAUCUGCAUCUAUAUUGGAAUUAUCUGAUAAUAUUAAAUUAGAAGGGUGUGAUUUACUUACGUAACCAAGCUUUGCAGUAGAUGCAAGUUCAAAUACUUGCACUCUCAAAAGUACCAUAUAAUGAUCACUCCAGUGGCCUGGUUCUCACAACACAGCAAGUUCCCAUGACUGCGCAAAUGUGGACUGGAACGGGAGGUCCUAUGCACAGUGGUUAAAACACAUUUUACAGUUUGUUACAAAAAUACUGUAAAUUGGUCAUGUGCUGGAGGAGCUGUUCUGCCGCUGCAGCAAGACAAAAGAGCAGAGGUUAAGAUUAUUUAUGAUCAGACUCCCAACCGUGAAUUAAAGUAUUACAUUCACUGAAGUGCUAUGUAUUCCUUACACAGUCAUUUUUAUGCCCUGGAGAGGUCCAAAACAAUUAGCUGCUACUGAACACACCGUUUCAUUAUCUGUUACCUGAAUUUCCGUGCAUAUUUAUAUUGGAUUGCUUAUUUCCCACUCCCAUUUUUUUUUGUAAAUAAUUUGUAUUAAUUUUCAAUGACUAAAAUCCAAUAUAAACCACAUUUUAUCAAUCUCAAAUUACAAUUCAGAUUCAUAUAAACACACACACACAUAUAAAUUAUAAAGCCACUUAUACAUUUUUUGUGGCCUCCCGCGUGCUGGAUUUCAAGGUGAAAUGAUAUUAUUUCAUCCUGCUUCCGAGUCUUAAUUAAUCCAAUUACAUUCAAUCUUGAUCUUAAUUCUUUAUCAACAGCUACAGAGUUUUUGACUUCCAUUCGUAUUAGCACAUUUAAUAAAAAAAAAAAUUCUGCAAGAGGAGUUUUGUAUCCCAUCUAUUUCCUGUGUGUGAUGUUUAUCUUAUCCAUGUUGUUGCCUUUCCCGUUCAUAUCUCAGGACACAGAUUGAGGAACUGAAGUCUUCCUGGCAAGACCUUCCCCCCCACUGGAACUGCAGUAGGGGCUUUGUAUAUUAGAUUUGGUAAUAGAAAGCAGAGGUGUUUUUCCAAUAGCAUCAGGGCAAGUAGCUCUGGGGAAGGGUGACUUGUUUGCCUGUACUCUUGCAAGACCUUGGCUUUAAUGGACGUAUUGGCAGAUCUGUGCCUGGCCGCAGCUCGGCUUUUUUGCGUGCCUGACAUUUCGCCAGAUGCUGCAAACAGCUGGUGCUUGUGUGAAACGAGCCAGUUUUGCCCAGGAAUGACCCACCUCUUUCUGUGUAGUGAAGGCGAAGUUCUUCCAAAGCAUAGCAGUGAUGGCCAGCAAUGGCCUCCCCCCAUUAUUCCAGCAGGUGUGGGCCUUGGUUUGUUCUGGAGCUGCUUCAUUUUGGCUGUCUUGUUGCCGUGCAGUAGCCGGAGAAGGGGAACAGAGCAUAGGAGCAAUUCUGGAACAGACUUUGCAAGAAGAACUGAGCUAAGACAUGGGCUGCAAUCUCCUAACCCCCUUUCCCUGCGAGUAAGCCCAUGGAAUUCAGUAUGAUUUACUCCUAAGGGGACAUGGUUAGGAUUGCGCUGUUCACUUCUCAGCAGUCAGGUGUGCACUUACGCGAUGUGUCUCUUUUUUUGUAAAAAAAAAAGUGUUUGCUAUUAAAAAAACCCAAAUUCUGUAUAUAGGUUGGCUUAGUGUUACGUGCAAACCAGGGCAACUCAGUUAAUUCUGCCACAAGUUUGGGUUUUAGCAAAAGUAUACGGACUCACUGUUUUGUGGGGCUUGUCAGCCUGGGAAGGUUGCCCAUCUGGGAGAAGGAAAACUGUCCUAAACCUUUUCUGCCCUGUGGCUACAUAUUCAUUCAUUAGAAAGGUUUUGGUAGUAAACGCCAAGGAAAACCCAUACUUGUUGCCACGUGGGACAUGUUUGAAAGGAGAAAAGGCUAAGGAGUAAACUCUAUACAAAUCCAGAGUGGGGUCCCUAAGACGGUUGGAUGGUGUCUUGUACGCCUCCUUCCGUCAACUCCUGCAGCCAAGCUGGUGCCAAAUGCAUUGUUCUGCUUUCCUUUCCUUUUGUUUUUAAAUUUUAUUUAUGCUUUUCAGGUUUAUACAUUUCACUAAUUUUGCAACCAUUUUAACAUUUCAAAACUUGACUUCCUUCCCCCUCUUUCUGCAGUUCCUUAAAUUUACUUUUAAUAUCUUCUGCAUAUCUAAAUUAACUUAAUUUGCUCAUUUAUUCAUCUACUUUAAAUAUAUACUCUUAUAAAACUGCAGGUUCUUACAGUAAUCCUGCCAAUGUUCUUAUCUGUUUACAAUUUAUCUGUAAAUAUUCCAGAAACCAUUUCCAUCCAAUAAACCAUUCCAAGGAUAAGAAAUCAAGGUAACAAACUUUUUAUAAAAGUUUGUUAUCUUGAUUUCUUAUUCUUCCUGCAAGUUUCACCAUUUCUGCAUAUUUUGUAUCCAUUCUUCCUUUGCUGGGACUUCUGCUUCUUUCCAUUUUUGGGCGAGUUACAUUCUUGCUGCUGUAGUAGCAUACAUGAAUAAGUUUCUAUACAGGUAGUUCUGUCCCUAUAAUUCCCCAAAGUUCUGCUUUCCUUUGGACCACAUCAACAAGGCUGAGAAGGGGAGUCUUGUUCUCUGGGCAGCCCAGGACCGCCAAACACACUGUCCAGACUUGGACGCCAGGGAGAUGAAACGUCGCAGGAUGUCGCAGUUACGAGUUGCCAGUCUCUCUAGCUGCAGCAGGCGUUGUGAUUCUCCGGUGGUUUGACUUCAACCCUGAAGGCUGCAACCCAUUCUCAAGACAGGUGGAUGCAAACAACAGUUUUGCAAAUACCAACUAGAUACAUGUAUAUUCCUUCUGGCUGUGAUUAAAAAAACAUGUUUCUUCCCAGGCUGGCAGCCUCGAUGGUUCAUUCUCGCAGGAGGUGUGUUAUCCUACUACGAUUCACGGGAAGAUGCUUGGAAAGGCUGUAAGGGGAGCAUCCAGAUGGCAGUUUGUGAAAUUCAAGGUAACUAACAUGCAGUGGGACUUCCAUUGUGAACUAAAGGUAAAGGUAAAGGUACCCCUGCCCGUACGGGCCAGUCGUGUCCGACUCUAGGGUUGUGCGCCCAUCUCACUUAAGAGGCCGGGAGCCAGCGCUGUCCGCAGACACUUCCGGGUCACGUGGCCAGCGUGACAAGCUGCAUCUGGCGAGCCAGCGCAGCACACGGAAACGCCGUUUGCCUUCCCGCUAGUAAGCGGUCCCUAUUUAUCUACUUGCACCCGGGGGUGCUUUCGAACUGCUAGGUUGGCAGGCGCUGGGACCGAGCAACGGGAGCGCACCCCGCCGCGGGGAUUCGAACCGCCGACCUGACGAUCGGCAAGUCCUAGGCGCUGAGGUUUUACCCACAGCGCCACCCGCGUCCCUUCCAUUGUGAACUAGAACACGUCAAUUCCAUUCAGACAUCUACACACAGCCUCAUUUGACUGUAAGUAACAAACCUUGGUUUAUCAAGCCAAGAUAUGCUUGAGGCUUAACACACACACACCCAUUUGUGCCACCCUAUCUUUCCUUGACACACUACAAUGGAAUACUUCCUUGCUUAACUAACCAAAUGAUUCAGGAAACCGUGGUUACCUUGAAGAGAACGAGCCAGCACCUGAAACCGUGGUUUGAAGUUGGUUUCAGAUCCUGUCUCCCCCGCCCCCAUCCUCAUUACCAUAGUUUGACCUGUUGGACAUAACGGGAAACCGUGGUUAACUGACCUAGGAAAUCUUCAGCUACAACACGCUGAGAAUGGAAGAGGGAAUUGGCAGCAUUCAUGAGCACAGAGCUCUUGCAUGAUGUUGGCUUAGUAAGCUGAGUCAAGUCUAAUUCUGUUGAUCUUAGUUCAUUCUGCAGACAAUACGCGGGUAGAUUUGAUCAUCCCUGGAGAACAGUACUUCUAUCUGAAAGCCAGAAAUGCGACGGAGAGGCAAAAGUGGCUGAUCGCUCUAGGAACUGCCAAGGCCUGCUUGACGGAUGUCCGGACACAGAAAGAAAAAGGCAAGCCGUUCUUAGCUGAGACUUCUAUCCCCACCUUACUUCCCAGCAUCCCAGAAAACAACAUUGCUUGCUUUGUGUUUCCAGUUUUAUUUUCCAGUCAGCAAAUAUUUAGAACAGUUUGUCUUGUGUUUUGUGGGACCUUCCACACCACAGCCUUUAGGUCUCUAUUUAGUUCCAACACAUUUAGUUUGAUUCAGCUUUACGUGGGCACAGAAAGAAAGAAUUGCCAACUUUAUUCGUUCGUUGAUUAAAUUUUGUCCUCCCUCCAAAUAACCCACCUAUGGGGGGUGAGAAUUGUGAUAAUGGGUAUUUAUUUGCAGCAUUGAAAAGUAUUUAGUUCAGGCAUAGGCAAACUCGGCCCUCCAGAUGUUUUGGGACUACAACUCCCAUCAUCCCUAGCUAACAGGACCAGCGGUCAGGGAUGAUGGGAGCUGUAGUCCCAAAACAUCUGGAGGGCCAAGUUUGCCUAUGCCUGAUUUAGCAAUUUAGAAGCUUUAUAAAGUUGUUUCUGAUCACAUCUGUUUGACUUACCUGUGUUACUGCUAUUAAUUCAGAGUUUACAGAAAACAUGGACACUUUGAAAACAAAAAUGGCAGAGCUCCGGCUGUAUUGUGACCUCCUUGUUGAGCAAGUGGCUAAAACGAAGGAAGUUGGCAUGUCUGGUGUUUCAGCAGCUCAGGUAAUGUGGUAUCAAAUAAAACCUGACCAUGACCAAGGUGCGAGAGAACUUCACAUCCCUUCGCUGUAGCAUCAAUAAUAUGUUACAGGUGGAGCAGCACUUAACGCCACAUCCCAAGAGGCUGGCCUUUGCCUGCUGCUGUUGGGGGUUGGUUGUAUUGUAUGCUUUUCAUUAUUUAGAAAUUGUUUAUUGAGGGUGUUUUUUAUGUUCAUAUCAGUACAGCUUGUAUGGUUCUGCCGUAUGCCGCUCCUGGUGCAUUUAUGUUUACUCAUUAAAUUUAUCUCUCACCCUUCCAAAGAGGAUCUUUAAAACAAUUCCAGUUCAGAUGCAGCCUGGAAAAGAUCAACAUUUAGUAGAACGGGAUGUUAUUAUGGUUGUUAAGAAUGGCAUGCCCUGGACACCCAAGUCUGAAGUUUUGGGGAGAAAGAGACCCCCCAUAUCACUGUAUCAUCUGUUGAGAUGCUCUUGCCAGUGCCUCCCCAAUCAGUAGUGAGGCAGAUGUCAACAGAAGACAGGAGAUGUUAUCUCACUCCUCUAGGAGGUCUAACUUGCCACUAAUAUUACUGUGCAGCAAAAAACCUUUCUAUUCACCCAGAAUUUGUUUUAAAAAUUCUGUUAGCAUUGUCUUAGACUGUUGCUCUACUUCUUCUAUCUGUGCCUUUUAUACUGUUGAUUUAUUGUUGUGUUUUUAUGUCCUUGUGAACACACACACACCCCGGAAUUUUAACUAAAUAAAUAAGUUGUUUGUGCAGGUGUGUCAACCUGUGCUGGAAAAAGCAAACGUUAGGAGCCUGGCUUGGGGCAGGCUCGACAGCCUAGAAACCAGGCAGUUCUUGGAAGGUAAAGUCAUCUUCCCCUUUUUCAGAAUGGAAUUGAUAUGGGAGCGCUGUUGAAAUCCACCUGCACCACCUUUCUGAAGACCCUUGAAGAUUGUAUGCACAUUGCAAACGCAGCCUUCUCUUCGGAGCUACUCCCGUCUGAAUCUCCCAGCGUUUCCAAACCAAACAAGGUAAGCUUAAGCGCAACCUCUGUUUCUGAAGUGGCAAUCCACCCUUCCCUUGGUUGUGCUAUUGUUCAGCACUGCAUUUAUUUAGCAACUUCGGAAUGCAUGAUUUAACUAGGAGGCUGCUGUGCUAGUUUGCCUGUUUGAGUUGUACCCAGUUUUGGAACUUUACAAGUUAAAGCAUACAGUCAAACCUCAGUUGUUGAACAUAAUCUGUUCUGGAAGCCCGUUCGGCUUCCGAGGCGCAGCUUCUGAUUGGUUGCAGGACCUUCCUGCACUCAAGCGGAAGCUGCAUCGGACAUUCGGCUUCCGAAAAACAUUCGAAAACCAGAGCAUUUACUUCCAGGUUUUCGUUGUUCGCGAGCCAAAACGUUCCAAAACAGAGCCGUUCGGGAACCGAGGUUUGACUAUACAAUAAAUCAAGCUGAGGGUCGAAGACAUUUUGUAGUAUAGUCAUUGGUGAAGUGUCCAGUAAGACCCAUUCGAUAAUCAGAAGGACAAUGCUUAAACAAGAAAAAAGGGAACUGACCCCUGAGACCGUGAAGAGCAGCAUACUGCUAUAUAGAGGGCCAGUUCAAAGCAUUUUGCUGCCUGAGGCAAAAGGACAAGAUAGUGCCCUUCCCAUUCCAUGUAUAGAAUGGCGAUGUGAAGCCUCUUCACACCUGAGGGCAGCAGCUACUUUAGAGGGUUCAGGGCAACCUAGCUUAGGGGACUUGGAGGAGAGGGGGAUGAGGCAGGAAGCCUAGCCAGCAUUUUCCACAUCAGAUGAUUGCUUCACCUGCCUAAUGGUAGGGCCAGCCCUACAUGCAUAGGUUUGUGUCUUGAUUCCUUCCAUAGUCUUUGGAUGUAUCUAAGGAAAGCUGAAGCGGCCAGUGGGAAGUGGCGGUGCCACAAACCUAGCCAUCAGAAUAGCUGCUGUUGACUGUGAGGAGGAGGGGUGAGGCAGUUGGGACAUUGGCACUUUAUGGAUGCACCUGUGGAGUCAAAACUGGCACUUCUGCUGGUAUGUCCACACAGUACCAACAUCCUUGCCACUACCUGCUCCCCUCCUGCUAAGGAGCAAUGAGUCUGCUGGCCAGAUGUGAGGGGUGCCACAGUGGCACUCUGAAGGAAAGUAAGUUUCUGAGAUUUAAUGAUACUAGCAUAAACAGUUUUCUUUUUCUUUUUCUUUCCUCCCCACAGCUAAUACCUUCCGUCUUAUUUAGCCGCGAUAUAUCAGAAAGGUACGGUGCACUUUUUUCUGCAUUCAGUUGUAGAAAUUCUCAGAGUCUGACUCUUUGGGAUGAAGCCAAUUAUGCAUCACUGUUAGAAAUAACAAAGAGAAGAAGCAUAAAAGCUGUGAGUGUGUGAGGGGUGUGAGUGUGUAUGUGUGUUCAAUAUAUAAUAUACAUUCUUUAAGUUGUUCCGAAGGAGCCCACCUGAAAUAGGAUGCAUAUCAAUUCCAAGAAACUGAUGGAUGUCAGUUUAUUUAUAUUGUUAAGGCAGUGCUUCUGAACCAUUUUAAGUUGUGUUCUCUUAUUUUACUAGUCUUGGGUUACCGUAUUUUUCGCUCUGUAAGACACACCAGACCAUAAGAAGCACCUAGUUUUUGGAAGAGGAAAACAGGAAAAAAUAUAUUCUGAAUCCCCUGCCCCGGAGAGGCUGCGCGCGGCUAAGGCUCCACCAAGAGCUGUGCUCCCUUUAAAGAGUGUGCGGAGUGUGUGCGCGGCUGCCGUUCUCCCUCCUCGGGGAAAAGCCCCCAAGAGCCGCACACACGCUCCAAGCGGCUUGUUAAAGGGAGCGCUGAGCAGAGCCUCCUGCCUGCAUUCGCUCCAUAAGACACACACACAUUUCGCCUUAAUUUUUAGGAGGGGAAAAGUGCGUCUUAUAGAGCGAAAAAUACGGUAUAUAUUUUUUUAAAAACCUGAAUAUGCACACUAAAAAUACAUAUUAGAGGCUACAGAGCGCCUUUUAAAAAGUAAACCGAUUCUGUGACUUCCUGCCUCAAUCCUGGGGUGCCUUGGGAGUGAAGCCGCAUUGCGUUACAUCACUCCCAAAGCAUUCUGGGAAUUGUGACUGGCAUGAAGUGGCACAAGGCCAUCUCCGCUGUGUCCUGCCUUCCGCACUUCUGAGCGAAACCCACUGAGGUAAGCGGCAACCCCAUUCUGGAUAGUUUGGAGAAAUUAUAUUGUUCAAAAACUGUAAUCAGAUAAUUCUGUUUAAAACAACAACAACAAACUUUAUUGAACAAACAAGGUUCUUUUCUUUUGUUCCUCCCAGGAAGAUGGAAUUAAAAAACUGUGAAAACGGAUCUCUGUAUGCAAACACCAACCUUCAUGAGCGAUCCCUGAUUGAUAAACUGACCCCUGACCCCCUGAAAACUGGCAAGAUGGACUGCACAAACACGAUCAAGGAUGAUUUGGCAGGUAAAUUCAUCAGUGGUUAUUAUUCAGAAUCAAUGGUGUUGACUCGUCCACUUUUUGGGUUUUUAACCAGUGUUCCGUCCGUCUAAAUGGAGCAUAUCAAUUAUUAUUGUGAUUUAAUGCGACAAGUGUGUAAUUUGAAACUUCUGUAUACUCUUGGCGAAAAAGAAAUUGAGAAAGCCACUGAUGUGGAGGCAGUCAUUCUGAAGUCUGUAUUAUUUCAUGUUUGUCCUGCCCUUCUUCUGAGAAUCUCAGGGCAGUAUAAACAACUCUCUCCCACUCCCCUUUUAUUCUCAUGAAGCAAAAUUACCUACAGGUAAAGUAAGGUGCUGCCAAGAGAUACUGACUGGUCCAAGACUGAGUGGGGGAUUUGAACCCAAGUCUCCCUGUUCUGAGUCUUGAAACUCUAACCACUACACCACACUGGCUAUGCAUAAAUCCAGAGACGGAUUUACAUCCAUCUCAAAAGUUUUCCCGUUCAGAUUCUGUACGGGUGAGAAGCUGUACAGAUGAGCAAGCAAGCAUGCCUGCAAAACAGGACAUUUAACGAUACAGAAGAUAUAAAAUCCACCGCAGUCUCCCCCCCCCCCCUUUGUUUACAUUCAGAGGCAGGUCACCAAGUUUAGUUUUCUGAAGAUGUCUCUCCCUUUAAACCCAAGGUGGUGGCAAUGACGAUGGAGAGGACAAGCUGCUGCCAAAAGAGGACAAUCAAGACGACAAAUCUUUAAAGCCUGUAGUGGAAUCGGCAAAAAGACCAACAGCAUUGCAAUCGGAAGAGAAAUCAGACAAAGCUUUACCUACUUUUUUCAGCGCUAUGAGCAUUAGGUAAUGCGCCACCUGCAUAGCUGUCAACUGUCCCUUAUUUGGCGGGAAAGUCCCUUAUCCCAGCACCGUGUCCCGCUGCUGUCCCUUAUUGAUGAUGUCCCUUAAAUUUCCCGGGUUUCAAAGGAAGCAGCUCCUCUCCCUCCCUCCCUCCCUCCCUGCCGGCCAGGGAGGAGGGAGGCUCCAACUGUGUUGCUUGGCUGCAUUGCUCACCCAAUAAGGAGUCUAAGAACGACUGGGGGGUGGAGCUUGCAUGCCUUGUGCCGAUCAAAUCGGCCGCGUUGCCUGGGGACUCGCCUUUGCUCAGCGCUUCCCAGCAGAGAGGUGACAGUGGUUUUUCUUGCUGCAUCCCUUUUGCCGGGUUGCUGUGCUGUGGGAACCACCGCUUGAGGCUUUGUUUGGCUGCUGGCUGGGCUUUCCGCCUUUGGAUCGGAGGGGCUCAGAAGUUGAACAUACCUGUGCUAGAAAAUCCCUUAUUUUGGCUGCUGAUCCCUUAUUUUCAAGGCUGCUGGUCCCUUAUUUUCAAAUCUGUAAGUUGACAGCUAUGGCCACCUGGAUAGAAAUUGCAUGGAGAACCUUAAGGAAUGGUCCAUUAAGGGGGUGAAUUUGCUCUACGUCCUCAGUUUUCUGUAGAGAAGGAGAAGGCAGACUUUGGGGACAUGGGACGCUGCCAUCUACUGAGUCUGCCCACUGGUCUUUCUAGCUUCGUAUUAUCUACAGUAAUAUUUGGGUGUCUGUCGCACAGCAACAAAUCAAUUUUAUCUGUUGCAGACAAAUAUGAAUAUCUAGGUGACACAGGAACAUGCCACUGCAUACAUUUCUGGACAUGGAUAUUAUUAACAUUAUGUUGAUCUCUUUUAUAAAAUGCAUGUAAUCAGAUUCUUGAUCCACCUGAAAAGCACUUUUCCACUCUGUGGGUUUCUCCAGUUGUAUCAUUUCAGCAUUAUCCCAAUUGUGAAGACGAAUAACAUAAAUGGCUUUGAAAUAGGAUUAAAGUGGAAUUAGCCCAUUACCUCUGACUGCAGUGUCACCUUGGAAUUCUUAAUGUGCUCUAUGUGUUCUUCCCCAAAGGUUUAGUGAUAUCAAGCUUUUUGAGGAUGGAGGUAUACCCACAGAAGAAUUCCUACAAUCUUGUAAUGAAAUAGUUCCAGUCUUGGGUAUGUGAUUGCUUGUUUCCUCCGUGAAAUAUGUUGCACAGUGAAUAUCUCUGCUUUGCUAUUGAAGCCUUAGUGAUUCCAUUAAGAACAUAAUGAUAGAGUGUGGCUUAGUGAGACAUCAAUGAAUCUAGCCUAUUUUUACCAAGCUUGUGUGCUCUUCCUUUCACCUCUCUUCCUCCAACCCCUCUUCUCCUCCCUCGUGGUCAGCAGCAAUAAGUUCAGAAGGUUUUGCCUUUGAUAACCAGAGCUUGCCAUGUCAUUCAGACCCCCUAAAAUGCAGUUAAUCUUAAUUGAGGUUAGUUAGCUUCAGAAACUGUAGUUAAUAUUAACCACAGUUUACUGGAUUUGGGCAACACAACAAACUGUGGCUAACCAAAAACAAAAAACCUCCAAAGUACUACACCCAGCUGUGUUGGAUGAAGACAGUGGGUGGUGGAAUGUGUGAACCCAGGAAGAGACUAGUCUUGUUCACAUGAUAAGUGAAGUGUUCAAAUGGAACCAUUGUGUUAUGUGAACAGAGCAGUGUGUUGUUUGGGCAUCCUUGCCCCCAAAGAGAGAAUAAACCGCAUGCAUACCACCUUGAGUGUCAUGACAGAAGAAAGUAGGAUGUAAGAACAAAAAAAUAAAUAAACAAAUCUUAUAAAUAUAGCCAGCACAGACCUCUUAUUUUACAGUGAAUGUACCCGAUAGCUUGGCUUUUAAGCUGUCUGGGACUUUGUGCUUGCCUUUGAUCCAGUGAAAUGUCAUUGAGUUACCCAAAUCAUCGUCCUAGACAAGAACUCCUUUUGGUUACAAAAUGGAGGGGAAGCCCUGCUUUAUAGAGGACGCAAAUAUUCUUGCGUUCUUAACCCAGCUCCUCCUUCAGCUUCUUUCAUGCCUUCAAGAAAAAUCAGAGGUGCUCAAUCCUUUCUGCUCUGUUGCCUGUUAUCCAGGUUGAGUAGGUGGAGCUAAAGCUGACCUUUGAGGUCUUGAAAACUCAUCUUCUUUCUCCUAGACAAACUUGGGCCCACAGUCUUUGCUCCCGUUAAAAUGGAUUUUGAAGGGAACAUCAAGGUAAUGGCUUCAGUUAACAUUCAGUUCUUAAUGAUAAGUAUUUUAAAAAUGAAAAGAAGAUGCUGAAAUAAUCUUGCAGGUGCUGUUCAGAAAAGGGAAGGGAAGUCACUCUGUGCAUGGUUCUUUAUGUGCUUCUCCGGACAUGGGCGCAACCAGGAUUUAUGUUGGGUGGGGUGGACAGGACACCUCCUGUCGUCAUCCUCUGUCUUGUUCUGCCUAGCAGAUUCAGAACGAAAUGUCUCCACAACAGUUUUCAAUUACUUUCUUCUGACCCCAAGUGGUCAAAACAUUUCAGAUACAGUGGUACCUUGGGUUACAUACGCUUCAGGUUACAUAUGCUUCAGGUUACAGACUCCGCUAACCCAGAAAUAGUGCUUCAGGUUAAGAACUUUGCUUCAGGAUGAGAACAGAAAUCGUGCUCCGGCAGUGCGGCAGCAGCAGGAGGCCCCAUUAGCUAAAGUGGUGCUUCAGGUUAAGAACAGUUUCAGGUUAAGUACGGACCUCUGGAACGAAUUAAGUACUUAACCUGAGGUAGCACUGUAUUCUGAUCAUUUCUACUUUUAGUUAAGUAUUUUUAUUUAUUUACUUGACCAUGAGUCCAGAGACAUUCUUCCAUGAGUUGUUAGGCCUUGCUUACCCUCCGCCAUGUGCCAUGGCGAGAUGCCUUGCUGCUGAGUAUUUGAAUCCAAGAGCCACAUUGUUAGGGUGGACUGUGUGGCUCUUUUCCAGAUGUUACUUUCCCCAAGAAACCACUUAAUUGGACCAACCUAUGUGGUUCCUAAUUGAGAUGCAGUGCGGGAAUUUGCUCCACCCUACCUGGCAAGGGUCUUCUGUUCCUUCCCUGUCAGACGCCCCUCACUAUAUAAUUUCUGGGUAUGGGCCUGCCAGAAAUACCAAACGCCAAAGUGUGUGACCUGGUUCUCUCUCCUGUCUAGAAAGUAAAUCAGAAAUACAUAACCAACAAAGAGGAGUUCACCACUCUUCAGAAAAUUGUCCUACACGAACUGAGCUCUGAAGAGGCAGCACUUAGAAACUCUGCCACGCAGGCCCUCCUCUGGCUGAAAAGGUAGGUUGUCUAAUUUUUGGGACAUGGGUGAGGCUGGUUACACUGCUAACCAGGAUCCAUUUUGGGCCAAAACCAAAUAUCCAGCUAAGUCAUACCAAUUGAAAGCAACAGACUUAAGUUUGUUGGUUUCCGUAGUGCGUCUCUACGACUAACACUAGAUAUAACCCAGUUACUGCUUUUUAAUUUGCAUUCUAGAAGAAUGCAAAGGGCACAUUUAAUGAUCACCGGUGACAGUAAACAUGGUCUGGGGCCUACCUCCUGUGGACUCCCUUUCCUUCGUCUGUCUAGUGAAUUCUCCACCCUCGGUGAAGUGAAAAAGGCUCAGUAUGGGUGUUAGAUAUAAAUAGAACUUACAUCAAUUGUUCAGAGGUUCUCUCAGCCUGCCUUCAAGCAUAUCGAGGCUGCUUGCGGACAGAGGGAUAGGUGGGUUUCUCCAUUUGGAAAUGAUCGUGUCUCUUUUCCUGUAAACUACAAACAGAAUUUGCAACUGCACUUGAUCUUAGCCCAAAGGCUGAGAAGCCCUAAUGGUGGCCAAGAGACUGAUACUGAGGAAUUGGAAGAAUAUAGAUAGGAUACCCUUUAACCAGUGGAUUGACAGUAUGACCACACUUGCAGCUUAUGAAUGGACUGCUCGCAGACAUAGACUUUGUUUGGAUAAAUAUGACAACAUUUGAAAUCAGUUUAUACAGGACGUAGCAGGCUAUUAAUAUCUACAUAUGUAUUAGGAUAGUAACAUAAUGUCAAUUUAUAUAAGAAUGUAUGGGAGUAUACUACAUUGUACGUGUGUGUGCAUGUGUGUGUGUUUACACAUUCUUGUUCUUUUUUCUCCCCCCUUUUUUUCUUUGUAUCAAUUUAUUUCUUUAUAAUUGAAAUUCUUCCAAUAAAAUUUUAAUACACACACACACCACAAUUGCAACUGACUUUUCACACUAUUGCGGAUGCCACAUUUUUCAGUAUCUCCAUUCUGCUGUACAGUCAUACCUUGGAUCCUGAACGCUUCACGACUCAGACAUUUUGCCUCCCAAACGCCGCAAACCCGGAAGUGACUGUUCCGCUUUGUGAACGUUCUUUGGAACCCAAACGUCCGAUGCAACUUCCGUGGCUUCCAAUUGGCUGCAGGAGCUUCCUGCAGCCAAUUGGAAGCCGCGCCUUGGUUUCUAAACGUUUUGGAAGUUGAACGGACCUCUGGAACGGAUUCCGUUUGACUUCCGAGGUACCACUGUCCUUUAUCCACACCUGUGGGUGUGACAUAGCUGCUGUGGCUGGAGAAGGUGUGAUUCACCUGAACAGCCGUUUGAAGCUUAGCACACUUUAUAACCUUUGCAGUGGCAGCUUCUCUUUUCUUUAUUAGCACAAUAUCCAUUAAAGAUUAUCCAUUAAAGAUAUUUUUAAAAAAUAAAUGUUUAAUAAACCCUUUCUGGUCACUGCCUUUCGAACAACACUGUUAACACCAGCAACCAGAAUGGGGUUUCUCCCCUACCCAAUAUCCCACUGUCCAUAUUUUCUAUUAAAAGAUAUAUUUUAAAGUAACAAUUUCAAGCGACAGUAUGUGCUCUAACUUUGUUCCCUCGUUCCAAACAGGGGUUUAAAAUUUCUGAAGGAGUUUUUGAAAGAACUAAAGAAUGGAGAGAAGAAUAUUCAAACAGCAUUGAGUAAGUGCAGAAUAUUUUGCAGAAAACUAUGGAACUCCACAUUUUCGAGGGUGGCAGAGGGGAUACUGGCUUAAUUCACUCACAUCAUCACAUGUACUCAGCGAGAGCGGUGUUUAUAAUGAAAACCAUACUUGGAAAUUAAACAUGUUUGCUUUAAGAAGGAACCUUUGUUCGAUUUAUUAUUUUGCCAAACCCCUGAGACUGUCUCAAAAACUUUUACUCUGCGCAGCAUCUUACAAAAUGUUUACCCCUGUCCCCCUUUCUGUCGAAUUACAGAUAAUGCUUACGGCAAAACGCUACGACAAUACCACGGCUGGGUUGUCCGAGGAGUUUUUGCGGUGAGUGAGCUUUUUUUAGUUGACGGUGAUCAUAUGAGUAGAUUUCUUUAAACUCAGUUAUUUUACAGAUCGUAUACACACACUCUGGAUAUAUUCAUGUAUUGCAAUGAACUGGUUUUCUGAUUUUUACAUCUGACUGCUAGUUAGUUCACACAGACACUGUAAGCCAGCAGAGGCUUGGACUCAAACUCCAAUCAGCCCUUGCCAUUGGUCAGAGAUGAUGGGAGUUGUAGUCACAGGUCCCCCCACCAAUGCUGUCAGUAGUAAUGCCAUUGACUUACCUCUGGUACUUCAGGAGCUUACCAAGAAUAAAGUUGUUUUAUGGGCAGGAGGCUGGCUACUCAAUGAUAGAAUCAUAGAAUUAUAGUUGGAAGGGACCCUGAGGAUCAUCUAGUCCAACCCCCUGCAGUGCAGGAAUAUUCAGCUGUCCCAUACAGGGAUUGAACCUGCAUCCUUGACAUUAUCAAAGCCACGCUGUAACCAGCUGAGCCAUCCAAAAGUGAUGCCGAGUCAUUUCAGCUGUGAGUGUGGUAUUUCCUUACCAAGCAUGACAGAAAAGCAUAUAUAUUUCAGGGAAUGGAGGACAGAAUUAUUUUCUUCCUUCCCUCUCUUCCUCAUCAAUGCCUACACAGGAAUAAGCCCUAUUUAAUUCAUUGUGGCUUCCUCCUGAGUAAAUGGGUCUAAGUUGGCAGCCCCCUCUGCUGUUUAAUGUGAGAAACGAUGCUGGGACUCUGCGCGAGCCAGUUGUGGUUGUGUUGUUUUGGGAUUUGGAUAAAAAUUGGGAUUUUGGCGUGUGCUGCUGUUAGUCUUUUUCAGUAUAAGAAUGCAACAUACUUACUUGUGGGUUGACUCUUGAGCAGAAUCAGGGGUGCAUGGGGAUUUGGAAGCAGUAGCACAGAACAUUUAUAUAUUGCUACAUUUAUAUCCCACCUUUCCUCCAAAAAGCUCAAGGCUGCAUACAUGGUUCUCCCCCUUCCCAUUUAUCCUCACAACAGCCCUGUGGGGUAGGCUAGGGCUCCCUCCAGACAUGCUUUUUACUGCGCAUUUAUGAUGACUUGCACCCAUAGGAGCAGUCAUACGCACGCCCAAUUUUAGUACUAUUUGUAUUGAAGCUGCCUAUUGUAUCCUUCAACUUUUCAAAGUGUUGGUGUUGACUUUUAAAGCCCUAAGUGGCCUUGGCCUUGUAUACCUGAAGGAGAGUCUCCACCCCUGUAAUUUAGCCUGGACACUGAGGUCCAGCUCCAAGGGCCUUCUGGUGGUUCCCUCACUGUGAGAAGUGAAGUUACAGGGAACCAAGCAGAGGGCCUUCUCGGUAGUGGCACCCGCCCUGUGGAACACCCUCCCAUCAGAUGCCAAGGAGAUAAGUAACUAUGCAACUUUUAGAAGACAUCUGAAGGCUGCCCUGUAUAGGGAAGUUUUUAAUGUUUGAUAUUUUAUUAUGUUUUUAUAUUCCGUUGGAAGCCGCCCAGAGUAGCUAGGGCAACCCACUCAGAUGGGCGGAGUACAAAUACUAAUACUAAUAAUACUAAUAAUAAUAUUAUACCACAAAUAUUCAGCUUUAUUUUUGUUCUGCUUUUGUUGAACUAGAACCCCUCCCGACAGCAGUAGCAUGGUAGCACUGGGGAAGUGUCACAGCAUCAACUAAUAAAGUGGAAUAAAUCUACCACCAAUGCUCUACAGUCGUACCUCGGAAGUCGAACGGAAUCCGUUCCGGAAGUCUGUUUGACUUCCAGAAUGUUCCGGAACCAAGUUGUGGCUUCUGAUUGGCUGCAGGAAGCUCCUGCAGCCAAUCAGAAGCCACAGAAACCCCAUCAGACGUUUGGGUUGCAAAGAGUGUUCACAAACCAGUUUGCGGCAUUGGGGAACCAAAACGUUCAACUCACAAGGCGUUCGACUUCCGAGGUACUUAUUUUGUUGCAGAAUGCAACCGCAAUAAAACACCUGUCUGGAGGGAUCCAUAGUCUCUUGCUCCACCAUACAGUGGUACCUCGGGUUACAUAUGCUUCAAGUUACAUAUGCUUCAGGUUACAGACUCCGCUAACCCAGAAAUAGUGCUUCAGAAUUUUGCUUCAGGAUGAGUACAGAAAUUGUGCUCUGGCGGCGCGGCAGCAGGAGGCCUCAUUAGCUAAAGUGGUGCUUCAGGUUAAGAACAGUUUCAGGUUAAGUACAGACCUCUGGAACAAAUUAAGUACUUAACCCAAGGUACCACUGUACACAUUUGAUAGGUCUUCAUUAUUUUGCAGGACUCUUUGCUGCCUUUCAAAGAGUCACGCCCACCUAAAAGUUUGCUUAUCUCCCGCCGCACCCUUCCCAGUCUUUGUGCACAACAGUUAAAAUCACAAGACACCAUGUGGAUCUCCUUUGCUUCUGUUCCUUGCAGCUCGCGCUAAGGGCAUCUCCGACUUACGCAGACUUUGUGGCUGCGCUCUCUCUCGGAGAGUGCGAGAACCAGGAAGAAGCUUUUUACAAUGGAAUGCAAAGGGACCUCAACAUCUACCUACCGGCCAUGGAGAAUCAGCUCUGCAUCUUGGACGCACUGUAUGACGAACACGGGCUGGAGUCGGACGAAGUGGUGUGAUUGCCAGCCCCACGCGGUGCCUCGCAAAUUCAGGGAUUGUGUCCGCUAACAUAGCUUUUUAUCCCCAGAAAGCUAUUCUGUUUCUUUGUGUUUUUCCGUGCUUGGGAAGGGACUCGAAGCUUUCUUUUUUAUACACUUUUAUUACUAUUUACAAUUAUUAUUUGAAUGCUUGCUCGUGUUUAAACGCAAAGGUGCUAUACAUUCAGGCGAGAUUGUGACUGUCCUGAUGACAGCUGGAUCUCGCCGUGUUUGCUGUGUGGCAGGCCAUACAUGGCGGUGGUUCCAAGAGCCGUAGCCGCGGCAUUUGGUACCGUUGGGUUGAAUAGUUCAGAGCUUUUCCUUACCGGUGAAAUGACCGCAGGUCAAAUCAACAAAAGCAAUAGUAGCUUUCAGUCUAGUGGCUGUAAAACGUAGCCAGGAUUUGCAAAGCCACACUUCCCAUUUUAGUGCAAGUCUUCCUUGCAGGUUAAAUCAUACCCAGAACCCAGGGUGUUACCAGGUCACAAGUAACCACCCGCUUUCAUCAUGUUGAAGCAAUUGGCUGCAUCCCUCCACAUCAGUUGAAACAAAGGAUCUGCCCCAUGCUCACAUACCAUGGUGACAGAUGACUGCUGACCUCUUAAGGCUGUCAACGUGCUUCCAUUGCUUCCAAGCUGAUGUUCUCGUGCUAAGCCAGAAGCACUGGGAAAUUCCUCGUGCCACAACGAUCAUGUAUCUUGCACACUGCCUGUCUCUGCUCCAACAGAAGGUGGAGGGAACAGAAGAAUGCACCACGUUGCUCCAGCACCCCCUGGUUGCAGAUGCUUUCUAACUUCCGGGUUCACUUGCUUUUGGAAUCGGUAGAACUCUUUGCAAGUUAGGAUUGCAGCUUUUGCAGCCUGUGCUUUAGAGGCCUAUUUGAAACCAAAUCACAAGCAUUCCGUGUCUGUGUUUGAAUCAUUCUCAACUCUGGAUUGCAAAAAGGCUGGAUUUGGAGCAGAAUCUGUGGAAUGGUGAAUCAAUCCAUAAACAACUGUCUUCUUCAGAGUAAUUGGAAGCCUUUUUUUUUUUGUUUUAGGUCCAGAUGUAAUUUCAGAAUACAUGAGCUUUUCCACUGCUAAUGUUUGUUUUUUUAAAAAUAAGAAUAAUACUAGGUUUGUCUAAUCAGAGUUCAGGGUGAACAGCUUUCCUUACGAUUAUAUAUAAAAUGCACCUCUGGUAUAUGAAAGCUGGUAUAUGAAAUGUGUAUUUAUAUAGGCACUAGUAGUGUUACUGGAAUUACUUCUGAGUUCUUACAGACAAGGGAAUUCAAAAUGUUACAUGAUACCUGGGCAGGAACAAGUAGUGUGUCGUGUUCCCCAGACUUAAGGGCUACAUAUCAAUAUAUUGCCAAAACCAGAGUUGGCUCAAUGUUCCCAUCCCAGAAAACUGCCACUGCAGUUUCUCUGUUUGUCCCUUCUGUUGGUUCUUCACAUUCCCCUAGUUCUUCUGUCUCAUUCUUCUUCCUCCCUGUGUGUCGCAUUCUCCUCACACGCAAAAUGGAACCUUUGUUUUCUUGAAAUCCUUUGGGGUCAUUGGUCUCAUGUGGAGGACCAUGGAGGCCUCGGGGUGAAUUGUUCUGAAGGAGAUGAUUACUCUGGCUGUCAGGAGCCAACAGAUAACUGGCCUGAAAGCUUAUUGUGUGGUCUGUAACCAUACGGGAAAGAGAUUUGUGUGGCCAGUCAUGUCAUGUCCCCUGAUUUCAAAGAUAUUCAGAAGAAGUGAUAAUGCUGAGCCUAAAAUACAUAUUUGGAGGCUGCAGUGACAAUCUCACAAAGUUACAGGUAGCACUUGUUCAAUUGGUACCUCAUGGUACCUUAGAGUACCAGUCUUAGAGCUUCCAGUCAUCUGAAUACACCCUCAAUGUCUCUAGGUAAAAACUAGUAUGGAUAGACUAAGGAGAAAUUAGGCUGCAAAAUCAUGAAGGAACCAAUUCCAGUACCCUCAAACACUUUCCACAAUGCUAUUCCCAUAGAACAAGUCUUUUUUAAAAAAAAUUUAAAAAAUCCACAUUAUAAUUGAAACAUACCUAUGGACCUCUGUUGCCUUUAGGAUUGAAAUAGGCGAUCACUGAGUCAGCAGUUUAAAAGAAAGCUUUAAAUGAAUUAAAGCACAAAAUUAGGUACUUGAAUUUAGACACCACAAUAUCUGCUUGGGCUAUAAAAUUUCAAAUAAUCUGGAAUCUGGAAAAUUCAGGGAAAUUGUACUGUUGGGCACAAAUGCUACCAUUAAUACAGCCCUGCUUUUAGUCACUGGCACAGAAGUCAACAGGAUUACUCCAAACACAGUCAUAUUUCAUCUGCAACUUUUCAUCCAUGUGGAGCAUAUAAUCUCCUGUUUAUUCACUUAUUGCAUUUAUACCCUGACUUUCUGAUAAAUACCCAAGGUGGCAAGCAGGGUCAUAAAUGUGUGAUUCAAUAGAGCAGACUUUCUACACCUUGGGUCCUCAGAUGAUGUUGGACUACAACUCCCAUCAUUCCUAGCCAACAUGGCCAGCAGGUCAGGGAUGAUGGGAGCUGUAGUUUAAUAACAUCUGGGGAUCCAAGGUUAAGGAAGGCUGCAAUAGCCCUAUUUUUAUUUUGAACUUCUGGUGCUCACAAUGUAUCAUUUCCUAUCAUUUAUUUAGAUGUCUGUUGUCUUGAAUAUUUGUUGAUAAGAUAGUUUAUUCUCAUUGCAACUUAAGAAAUUUCAAGAGGGCCAUAUUUGGGGCAGAGGAACCCAACUUUGCAUUUCUCUGUUUGAAUGCACAGCACCUAGAUCUUUGAGGCACUUUAUAAAUGUUGUUGUUGACAUUCUGGGUGAGGGAAUUUCUCACUUGUGCCAUCAUCAUACCUAAAUCCCCUCUGCAACAAUGCAAUAAUUUCAAGGAAAGAUUCCCUAAUCCUCUAAAUUCAUUUUGUACAUUGGCUGUUGUUUUAGAUAGGUCAUAACAUUUGAGCUGCAGCAGAGGGCAUGUUUCCAGUUAAUCUCUUCAUCAUUCCCAAGUGAAAAUCCAAGAUGGAGGAUCUUUUGCUAUUUGUUUAUAGAGUCCGGUUCACGUGACCAAACUGAAUUAGGUAGAUUAAGAGGACCUGUGCAGAGAUGAUCAUGUGAUGUGUUCCCCAUGUACUCUGCUCUCAUUGCCUCUCUUAUACCCACCAUUCUCACCACUUCCAGUAGCUUGACAAGUGGUAAAUUUCAAGUUGAAAGCUAGGCACAAAACCCUUCCCCUGUGGGUCAAGAUUAACUUGUUUGUUUGUUUUUGGCAUUAAGUGGCACCCAUUCUGCAUCUGCUUACACCAACAGCUGCCCAUCAUUUUAUAGUAGGCACUUGUGCCAACAAAAUUUUAUUUUGCUUGUUUCCAUUUUGUCAUUGUUUCCUCAGAACAUCGCCUUAUCUUCAGCUCCCCACCCCCUACCCCUUGAGCAGGUGAUCUUCCUCAAACGGUCAGUUUCUCUCUUCCAACAAACACACAAAGAGAGAUAUUCUGAAAAGUAGCGUUCUUUUUUAUAGCGUCGGGCCUCUAGAAUGGCUAUUUUGUUUGUCAAAUGACAUUGCCUAGCAGUUGGCGGUAUGGAAGCCAUUUUGUAUAUAGACACUGCAAAUAAACACAGCCGUCUGCCUAGCGGACAAAAUGGCUGGUUCUCUUAACUCUGCUGAGUGUGAGCAUUUUAGAGGAUAGCUGGAGUGUUUUGAGGUUUAAAAGAAUAAUGAGGUGUCCCUUUCAGCUGAACUACAAGCACGCUUCAAGUGACAGCUAAGUGGUUAACAUGUGUCAUUGACUUGUGACAUAUGAGCAACAGUGAAUUGCAAUUAGCUGCUGCAGCAUGAUAUGUCCUGGUGCGUUUGUGUCAUCUGAUUCCCUAAAAAAAAAAAAGGCUGGUAGAUACAUAUUCUCAGGGAUUUGAGCAGCAAGGGCAAAAACCCAGUCGUCUUUAAAGACUCUGAUUGUUCAUGUAAAUAAUGUUGUAGACCAGUUGAGACCUUCUGCAAAGUGCAUUUCUAUUCUAAACUGUAUGAACGGUCGACUUUUGCACAAGACAUAAGAAGCUUCCAAAACUACUGCGUGUGAACUUCUGUCGGCAUGUUUGACUUGCACUCUGUAUAUCUUUGUAAAGUAGAGUACAUGCCUGUUGUGUUUGAAUGAAGGACAAAAGGUUUUACUAGAGUUAUCCCCACCCCACAGGAGUCCCCAGUAUGUGCUGUGUUGAUCUGGAUAUUUUGUAAUGUUUCCUUUUGAAAACACAGGGAGUUACCAAAAGGCAGCCUGAAGGGCGUAGUGGCAUAUAUCAUCACAUUCUCAUGAUUUGUUACACUGAAAUGGCAAAGGUUUUGAGGCUGGCUAUACCAAUGGAUCACAGCAGGGGUCUUGUUUUUAAAAGAAAUAUUCCUUUAAUAUAUAUAUCAGAGAAUAACUUAUCCUAGUAGAAGUCAUGGUAGGAAAACUAUACAAUUCUAUUUAUUAUUGCCACUCCCUCUCCCUUCAUUUGAACAUGUUGCAUGGCUUGGGAAAUGGUCAACACUUAUGCAGUUACUAGGCAUUGGGGUACAAUCCAGAGAUUUUUUUUAUAUAAAAAACAACAACACAUGGGCUUUUCCCCAUUGACCACACCGACGUGUGUAAUGCACUCCGCAAUGCUUUGAUGAUGACAAUAAAACUUCCUUUGAUUUUAUUGUGUCUAAAUUGCGAUGGUUAUUUCUUCUCUGUAGUAGCGCCCGC